This is a messenger RNA of Hypoxylon trugodes, 725 nucleotides long. RefSeq lists its product as uncharacterized. NCBI's taxonomy places the organism in Eukaryota, Fungi, Ascomycota, Sordariomycetes, Xylariales, Hypoxylaceae. The record is from RefSeq and is a predicted model, not a curated record. The transcript is spliced from 2 exons. Bases 141 to 671 code for a protein of 176 amino acids.
UUCAGGGUUACAUUCAUUCCGAAUCCCGACUCACGUAUUCAUCAACAUUCUACAUCGAUCAUCAAUCGGGUGUCUAAUGAAUACGAUAAUUCCUACCGUGCAUCCACUCCUUUGCAUGUCUUCGACGCAUACUCUACACCAUGAGUCCACUUCCAGUUGAUCACGAAGCAGCGACGACCUCGCCAGCGUCGCAUAUCACCCGGGCAGUCAUUCACCUCUUUACACGCGACGACGACGACGCGAAAUGCCAUCCGCAACCGAACAUCGAUCUAUGCGAAAAGCCCGAUAGUGCGAAGCAAACCAGUACCAUCGUGAUCGGCACAUUAGCCGCGGUCCUAGUAGUAGCAACCCUCAGCAUCCUGACCAUCUUCCACCUGCGACGCAAGCGACGCGACGAACUCGAAUGGCCAAAGAACAACCAAGAACUCGACGACUACGGCGUCGGUCCCAUGCCCCCCAGCCAACCCUCCAAACCCAAGAACACGUACCGAAAACCACGAGUUGAAGACGACGAUGAUAUCAAAAGCGGCGCGAACCUACCCCCACCACGCCGACGGGACUCGUUAACAUCGCUUGCGCGCUCGAUCCGUGGGGACCCUGAUGCGUAUCGAUCGCGCCCCGAUGAUACGUCGCAUGAUAUGAAGCCCGUGGAGCCGUUGAGUCAGUUAUGAUUACCUUGAAUACCUACAUAUAUAUCUAAGGUACCCGUAAAACGGUGCCUACGG